AUGCUGCGAGAUGACCGCUUCUCUACCAGAGCCAAAGUUGAUAGAUAUGGUCGGCGGCUUCCUAAAGAGAAGGUUGGCAGGAAUAGAGAUCUAGAGCGUUUCUACAGGGCUCAAGGAAAGCUGAAGCCAUCACAACAACGAUUAGAAAUAGAGAGCGUAACUUCAGAAGAAGAGAAGUCGUCUUCAAGUGACGAUGAUGUUACGUCAUCUUCUGAAGAUGAAGGAAGCCUAGAUAAUGAAGAGGAAGAAAUCUUCGGUAUCUUACAACAACAAGAUGCACAAGGGAAUGAUCAGAUACCUGAUGGCGAGAUAUCAAGGCGUCUGGCGGUCGUGAAUCUGGACUGGGACAAUGUGCGCGCCGCGGACCUCAUGGCUGUCUUGAACAGCUUCAUUCCUAGCGGUCGCGGCAGAAUUGAGCGGGUUUCAAUCUAUCCCAGCGAAUUUGGUAAAGAGAGGAUGGAGAGGGAGGAAACGGAAGGUCCACCAAAGGAAAUCUUUAGCAAUCAAAAGCAGGCCGACAAGCAACUCGAAGAGGCUUCUAGCGAACUGGAAGUUUCAGAUGACAAGGACGAAGAUCUAGAGGAAGGUUCUGUAGAGGACGAAGGAGAAGGAGACGAGGAGAUUAAAGAGUCUUUGCUUCAAGAGGAUUCAGGAAAAGAUUUCAAUUCAGCGCAUCUCCGUCGCUAUCAGCUUGAGCGCCUUCGUUACUAUUAUGCUGUCAUAAAGUGCUCAUCCGCUGAUGUUGCGCAAACGAUUUACGAGGCUGUAGAUGGAACAGAGUAUCUCAGUACAGCAAACUUCUUCGACCUGCGCUAUAUUUCCGACGAGACUGAUUUCUCCGAGGACAGACCCCGUGAUGAGUGUAAACGCGUGCCAGACGGCUAUAAGCCAACAGAAUUUGUCACGGAUGCUCUACAACAUAGCAAAGUAAGACUGACCUGGGAUGCGGAUGAUACAGAGAGGAAAGAAGCGCAAAAGCGAGCUUUCACUGGUGGUAAGAAGAACGUCGACGAUAAUGAUCUGAAAGCGUAUCUUGGGAGUGACACUUCCGAGGACGAGGAGCCGGCUCUGGUAGAAUUCGAGACUAAGAAUUCUUUUUCUGUAGAAAGAUCUAACGAGCUUGAAGCUGAGAAAACUGCUCAGCCAAAGUUAUCAAAGAAAGAAACAGAGCGUCGUAAGAUGAGAGCACUUUUAGGGCUACCUUCAGAGCCAGCAUCUGCAAAAGCCCAUGACAACAGCGAGGUUAGUGACAUGCAAGUCACUUUCACAUCCGGAUUGAGUUCGGACAAGAAGGGUUCCGUUUUCGAGAACACGCCCGAAGAAGCGCAGGAGACCACAGUCGAAAAAUAUAUCCGGAGAGAAAAGGAGCGGAAGGCACGGCGGAAGGACAAAAUGAAAUCAAAGCGGACUGACCCCGACGUAGCUGUCUCUGAUGACGAUCAAGACUCAGACGCUGUAGACACAGGAAAAGCUCGUCGCCAGAAUGAUGCAAGCAAUGAAGCAAACGAGGACUUGGGAUUCGACGACCCUUUCUUCACAAAUGAAACCCGCCCUCCCGCAAAGAUUGAUACAAAAAAGUCAAAGAAAAAGAGAAACAACGACUCACGGUCCCUCUCACCACCUCCUCAAACCCCACUUGAUAAUUUCGACACCCCCAAUAAUAACGAUGACGACAACGAAAAUCACUUCUCCCUCCCCCUCCUAAACCGUGCUCAGAAACUGACCUCCAACCCUAACUCCAAGUCCAAAAAACGCAAACUGAAACACCAUCUCAGUGACCGCGACCGCGCCGCCCUCGCCGCCCAGCAGAAGGAUACAUUCGAGAUCAAUGUUGAAGAUGAAAGAUUUAGGGGAAUCUUUGAGAGGCCGGAGUUUGCCGUUGAUCCGAGCCAUUCGAGGUUUAUGGGGACGGAGGGGAUGGGAAAGGUUUUGGAGAAGGUGAGGAAGGGGAGAGAGGAUGUUGGUAGGGAUGACGGUACGGGAAGAGAUAGGGAGAGGGGCGAAGGGGGGGCAAAGGGGGAUAAGAGGAACAGAGGUGGGAAAGGAGAUAGGGGUGAGAACGGGGUCGGUGAGGGCGAGAUUGAAAGGUUGGUGAAAAGGGUCAAGGGUCACUCGUCUGGGAAGUAG
Bacidia gigantensis is the source of this 2127-nucleotide messenger RNA. RefSeq lists its product as uncharacterized. Bases 1 to 2127 code for a protein of 708 amino acids. Gene Ontology annotation, molecular function: RNA binding. The record is from RefSeq and is a predicted model, not a curated record. Gene Ontology annotation, cellular component: nucleus. The transcript has a single exon. NCBI's taxonomy places the organism in Eukaryota, Fungi, Ascomycota, Lecanoromycetes, Lecanorales, Ramalinaceae. Gene Ontology annotation, biological process: rRNA processing.